Gavia stellata (red-throated loon) is the source of this 1747-nucleotide messenger RNA. RefSeq names its product BCL2 like 1 (gene BCL2L1). Bases 156 to 845 code for a protein of 229 amino acids. Gene Ontology annotation, molecular function: protein homodimerization activity; protein heterodimerization activity. Lineage: Eukaryota; Metazoa; Chordata; Aves; Gaviiformes; Gaviidae. The transcript is spliced from 3 exons. Gene Ontology annotation, cellular component: mitochondrial outer membrane. The record is from RefSeq and is a predicted model, not a curated record. Gene Ontology annotation, biological process: extrinsic apoptotic signaling pathway in absence of ligand; intrinsic apoptotic signaling pathway in response to DNA damage; negative regulation of intrinsic apoptotic signaling pathway.
CCGGCCCGGCCCGCAGCCGCCCUGCUAGGCAGUGCCUGCACCCGGUCAGAUGUUUCCAUUGGUCGUGAAGAAGAAGAGUGGAGUCGGGACCUGCUAAGUGCUGAUCUGCUUGUGCUCCAGACCAUGGACUCAUUGAGGGCGUCCCAGGUGUGAAAAUGUCCAGCAGUAACCGGGAGUUAGUGAUUGACUUUGUUUCCUACAAGCUCUCGCAGAAGGGAUACAGCUGGAGUCAGCUGGAGGAGGAGGAUGAGAACAGGACUGACUUAGCGGAGGAGGCCGAGAUGGACGGCGUCCUCAACGGGAGCCCCUCCUGGCACCCACCCGCCAGCCUCGUAGUGAACGGAGCCGCCGUGCACCGGAGCAGCCUCGAAGUCCAUGAAAUCGUUCAAGCAGCCGAUGUGAGGCAGGCGCUGAGGGAGGCGGGGGAUGAGUUUGAGUUGAGGUACCGGCGGGCUUUCAGCGACCUCACUUCCCAGCUCCACAUCACCCCUGGCACGGCCUAUCAGAGCUUUGAGCAGGUAGUGAAUGAACUCUUCCGUGAUGGAGUGAACUGGGGUCGCAUCGUGGCUUUCUUCUCCUUCGGAGGAGCCUUGUGUGUGGAGAGCGUUGACAAGGAGAUGCGGGUAUUGGUGGGACGCAUUGUAUCUUGGAUGACCACGUACUUGACCGACCACCUAGAUCCCUGGAUCCAGGAGAAUGGCGGAUGGGAGCGGUUUGUGGACCUCUAUGGGAACGAUGCUGCUGCCGAGGUGAGGAAGGGCCAGGAGACCUUCAACAAAUGGCUCCUGACCGGGGCGACGGUGGCCGGAGUGCUUCUGCUGGGAUCCCUGCUGAGCCGCAAGUGACCCGCCGCCGAGUCCCCCCCGUCGCCAGGACGGCUGCGCCUUCACCACCACAUCCACUACACUCCGCUCCCGAGCACCCGUCACCGGCGCGGGGGGGGCAGCCCCUCCGCCUUCCGGGCGAGCGCCCCGCUCCACGGAGCUUUCUCCCUCGUGCCGCCAGCUCCUUUUAUCGUAGCACGUCUUAUUUACCGUUCCGUUGUGUUUUAAAGGCGCUGAGACCAAUGCAGCACUUCAGCCAACAGCUCCCAGCACUGGGGAGAUCCAGGCAGCCGGGGGGGGAAUACUGGCUAGAAGGUGUCGCAGCCCUGCAGGGUCCUCUAGAUCACUUUGAAAAGAAUAAACAGACUUAUUUUUGCAUGUGUGAGUGCGUGCGUGUGUGUAGAUGUGUCACUAAUAUAAGGUUCCCCAGCCAGAGCAAGGGUCCAGGCUCCAUGCCCCCGUCUCCGGUGUGCUCAGGCCCCGGGAGGAGGCAGGGAUGGAGCUGGGCUUUGCCGUGCCUGCAGCAUCCCUCUCCCAUCCCCGCUUCCUCCGGGCAAAGCUGGUCCCCGUGGCAGGGGGGGAGCCGGGAGGAAGAGGCAGAGGAUGGGGGCUACGAGCUUUCCCCUCGCGUCAGCCCCGGAGCCCCUUUCUCCCCGGACGUCAGCUGCUGGGAGCUGAGGCCGGUCUCAGGUGAGGACGGUGUGUCAGGCCCAGGGCUGUGCCCGGUUUGAAGGGCUCCUCCUCCUCUUCCUCCUCCUCCCUCUGAAUGUAGAUUGCUGUGGGGCAGUGUGUGUCCCUCCCCAUGCCGUCUCCUCCAGGUGGCAAAGGAGGGAGGCAGGCGAGGGGGGAGAGUACUUUGCCCUGGUGCAAGCGCCUCUGCAGAGAGCCGGGGCCGCAGCAUCCAGCAAGUGCAGGAAUACAGA